AUGGAUCCCUCUAUCAACCCUCCUCCAACCGACGAAGAACUUCUCGAAAUCCAAAUGAAAGCCUGGCGCAAACAACAGCACGAAGCCCUCAAACUUGAUUCCCGCAUGUCUAUUCCCUACGGCGCGCGUCUUCCCCUCUGCACAUCGAUAUCUUUCGUCUGCGGCAUGGCACUUGGAAUAUCCCACGGGUCAAAAACGGCCGCUUUACGAUUUCGAGCCGAAAAUGCUCAUCGAUUACCUACUUCCCCUACGGGUUGGUAUUUAUAUCACAAGAGCAAGAAUUAUCAUACUGGGCUUGGGGGAGUGAAGGAGGGGUUGAAGAUGGGUUCUAGGAUUGCUUUUUGGACGGCUGGUUUGUUGGCCAUUGAGGAUAUGUGUGAUAGGUGGAGGGGGAGGAAGGAUGUGCUUAAUACUGUGGUUGCGAGUUUGAGUGUUGCGGGGGGUUUUAGUUUAUGGAAUCGUUUCCCGAUAACUACAGCAGCUAGAACAGCUAAAACAGGAUUAGCAUUUGGUAUAGGAUAUGGAUUGGUACAAGAUGCGGUUGGUUAUGCAAGAGGAAGAAGAUUGGGAUAUGUGGAUUUCUUAAUGGGAGCUGGAAGAAGAGGGGAAAAAGAAGAAUCGAGAUAUGAAAGGACGACAAUAUGA
Molecule: messenger RNA, 645 nt
Organism: Sclerotinia sclerotiorum 1980 UF-70
Lineage: Eukaryota; Fungi; Ascomycota; Leotiomycetes; Helotiales; Sclerotiniaceae
Exons: 2
Coding region: 1-645 (214 amino acids)
Source: RefSeq, a predicted model, not a curated record